GAUUGGCCGAAUCACACAUGGCUGUGUCGUCACACCCGGAAGAAUGACAUGUUUAUUUUUGUUGCUAACAUUUCAGAUCUGUUAAUGCAAAGAGGACACAAACGUUCUCUGGACCAACAUGGCCUCCUACUUUGAUGAGCACGACUGUGAGCCCACCAACCCUGAGGAGCAGUAUCGACAGAAUGCACUGCUGGAGCUGGCCAGGUCUUUAAUGCAGGGCUUGGAUCUAAUGGACUCAGGAGCGUUUGACCUGUCUGACUGGGACCAGCGGCUUCCUCCUCCAGCUGCCAAAGCAGCUGUUCAGACCCUCACAUUGGUCGUCAUUUCACCCGAACAAGCAGACAAAGGUCUGAAGUGUCCUGUGUGUCUGCUGGAGUUUGAGGAACAAGAGACGGUUCGAGAAAUGCCCUGCAAACACCUUUUCCACUCAGGGUGUAUACUGCCCUGGCUGGGCAAGACCAACUCAUGCCCACUCUGCCGACUUGAACUUCCGACUGACAAUCCAGAGUAUGAGGAGUUUAAAAAAGACAAGGAGAGAAGAAAACAGAGGGAGCACCGACUAGAAGACCUGCAUGGAGCAAUGUACACAUGACAGUUCAGUGCUUCGGUACAAGUGAGAGAGUUGGGGAUGUUUUACAAAAAAACAUACAAAAAAAAAAAUUCAGGAAAACAUAAUGCUGCAAUUGUACCAUUUUAUACAGAAAACAUUCAUCCAUGAUCAGCCUCACGUUUGCAGUUAUGAGUAAGAAAUAUCAGCAAAAUCUGCCAAAACUUCAAAUACAGUUUAAAAACUACCGGCAAAACCGGCCCAUCUUAGUCAAGUCAAAUAUUAGAUAUUUACAAUGCAAUAAAAAUAAUCUGUGUAGUAUGAAUUUAUUCUUAAUCUGACAUGAGAACAGGACAGCAGAUAAGGAGACCAUUCUAUAUAACACAUAACUACUUCUGUUGAACUUGAUUUCUCUAAGCCAGGGGGGUCCAAACUAUGGCCCAGGGACCAAAUGCAGCCCGCAGUCCAUUUUUGAUUGGCCUGCCGCAAAUUCUAGCGAUAGAAUAAAAUAUGGCCCAUAUUAAAACAUGAAGCUUGUGUUUAGCUGUACUGUACUGUAUUUCAGCACAAGGCAGUGAUACCAUGUUAAAUCUGUAAACAAACAUUUUGACAAGAAGAUUGAUUGAUUAGUAAUGUCCUGAUGAAUUAUCACAGAAAAUAGCAACACCAAUAACUUUUCAGGGGCAGAGCCAGUGGUAGCCAGGGCUAAACAGGGCCUCCUAAAAUAUGAAAUAUGAAAGUGACCCCCGGCAUACUAAUAUAUUUCUGUCUGUGGCCCUCGGUGGAAAAUGUUGGACACCCAUGCUCUAAGCAGAGAGACACUGGUCCUUCACAGGUUUAAAUGCUUUUUUUUUAUAAAACUGAAAAAUGACCUUUUCAAUAUUUUUGAGCAGUGCACUGACGCAUUCAAUUUGGGUAGAUUUAUUCUUCUCUACUGUCAUGUACUGAAUGUGCUUUAUACUCCCAGUUAUGUUGAGUUAUUCUUGUUUUAAUAAUUGAAAGACAGAAAAACGAUUUUUUUGUGAGUUUCUUGUUGUUGUUUUGAAGAGUAAUUUAAAAUUUGAGAUGAUUUAAACUUUCAGGCUAGCUCCCUCAAAUAUUCAGGUCCAUAAAUUCUGGAUGAAAAAUGGACUGAAGGAGAAAAUGUCAGAGCAGCAGACUAUGGGUAAACCUUUUUCCACACAGUAGAAAACAUGCAGAGUUGUGCAGAAGGGCUGUCACAACUUCAGAGUUUUACACUUUGAUGGGAUUUGAGUUAAACUAAAAUGAAACUGAUACCUGUUUUGAUGCCAAGGCAACAAAAAUUGAAGUUUUUACUCCAUCUCAGACCAAAGAUUUGCAAUUAAUGUGACAGCGACGGGCCGCUCUGCAACAAACUGAAUACCUGUUGUUCACACCGCUGUGACUGUGGGAGACAAUGCAAAAACUCUCAGUCCCUCAGUUUAUUUCUUAAAGUUCUCAAGAAAAAUCUGUCUCUUCCAAAGGGACAGUACUGCAAAUUAAGUGUUUUUUCCUGUAUCUUUAUUAACUUCAUAAUGCAUAACAUCAGGCUGUGUGAUUCCUGCUCAUCAGUGAAUCCUUUGUCAUUAACACCGUGGCAUAGCAGUAAAAUUUCACUGCAGCUCUAGUUUCUAAUAACUAAGAUAUCUGCUGGGAAUCAUAUUUUUACCACAUGCAAAUUUAGCUACUACAGUCUUGAAUUCCUCAUGUAUUAGCGAGUUUAAUGCUGUCCGUCCGUGCGCAGCUAUUGGAGAGGAUGGGAGGGUUUAUCGAGCUGAAGUUUCUGUAGGAAAAGUAAAAGAAAAAAACAAAAAGAACAUUGAUUUACAUGUCUUUAUUUUCAUUGUGCAAAAAUAUCCAGAAAUAUUUAGGUGAUUUAAAUUACUGGGCUUAGUUUGAAAAUAUAAUAUAAAGAUACAUGUAAAUAUCUAUAACUAUGAGAAUGUAAAUAAAGCAUCCGUUCACUCUUACUCUCCAUUCCACUAACAUCCAGCGUUCUUACCAACAUAUUGCCAACGUAUGCAGUUAAUAAAAGAAAAACAUACAUGGGAUAAAAGUCCAUAUUAUCCAUAAAGUGAUGCUAGUAAACAAGCUAUUGCACAUACAGUGCUUAACAAAUUUAUUAGACCACCACCCAAAGUGAGGUUUAUGCCACAGCUGCCCUAAAAUAACAGCAUUGGUAAAGAUUGGUGAAACCAAAAUCAUUUUUUAUGUUU
This is a messenger RNA of Cheilinus undulatus (humphead wrasse), 2763 nucleotides long. It is a transcript of the gene rnf181, whose product is annotated as ring finger protein 181. Gene Ontology annotation, biological process: protein ubiquitination. Gene Ontology annotation, molecular function: ubiquitin protein ligase activity. Gene Ontology annotation, cellular component: cytoplasm. NCBI's taxonomy places the organism in Eukaryota, Metazoa, Chordata, Actinopteri, Labriformes, Labridae. The coding region runs from base 119 to 592 and encodes 157 amino acids. The transcript is spliced from 6 exons. The record is from RefSeq and is a predicted model, not a curated record.